AUGGCUGGUGAAUCUAGUGCAAUUAGUAGAAAUAGUUCUUUUGAUACGCUUUUUAUUGAUUCAGAGACGGAAUUUGUCGGUAAGGGUAAUAAAACUCAUGUGAAAAAUAAUAGAAGUAGGAGUGGGAGCAGAAUUACAAGUUCGUUGAGCGUGACUGAUGAUACAUUUUACAAGGAUCUAGAAGAUUACGUGAAGGAAAUGGCGGGUAAUACGAGCGUGGAAACGGAUGAUGUUUGGAGACAGUUGCAGCAGAAGGAAUCUGACCUUCUGUUGGCGGCGGAGCUGGGAAAGGCACUGCUAGAAAAGAAUGAAGAGUUAAAGAAGGAACAGGAUAAGGCGGCUGAGGAUUUCUCUAAAAAACUUGAGAUAUCGGGCGCAGUGCCAAAUAAAGUCAAUAUCGAUGGCCAAGCAUUGUAA
Molecule: messenger RNA, 417 nt
Organism: Pieris macdunnoughi
Lineage: Eukaryota; Metazoa; Arthropoda; Insecta; Lepidoptera; Pieridae
Source: the annotation of a GenBank genome assembly